Messenger RNA from Fusarium fujikuroi IMI 58289, 525 nucleotides. RefSeq lists its product as uncharacterized. The coding region runs from base 1 to 525 and encodes 174 amino acids. NCBI's taxonomy places the organism in Eukaryota, Fungi, Ascomycota, Sordariomycetes, Hypocreales, Nectriaceae. The record is from RefSeq and is a predicted model, not a curated record. The transcript is spliced from 3 exons.
AUGGGCCCUCCUAAGAUGGAACCCCUGAUUCACUGUCCCCCAAGCGCCGCAGUAUUUUCAGCUGGCAUUGUUGACCCAAUUUCUUCGCAAUCUCAAAUCCAGCUCUUUUCAAAGCCAGCUUCAACGUUAGCAUUAUUGUCUUUCGCCUUCUGCCGUCUCAGUUUCUCUGACUCGGUCAAAUUUCUCCUUUUCAGAGAAACAUAUUCCAAAGAAACGAUGAAUUCUUCCAUAGGCCGUCUGGCCACCGACCAGCCGAAGCUCGCAGCCACUGGAGGAGACGAAGAAGGAGGAUGUUGCCUACAGCAGCCUCCCAGACUCUCUCGCCGCCUAGAAGACGCGAAGAGUCCCACCAGAGGACUUCGAGGAGUGUCGUUGCACAGUAAGAUCAAGGCUGUUCGAAGCCAUGUCAAUGGCCGUACCUGCAAACCAUUGAAGAACGCCAUCGCUAAAGCAGAGAGUGAGGUGGACGACGAAGAAAACGAGGACUCGGAGCCGCCUACCAAGAGGCGUCGCGUGAGGAAGUAG